GAGUGUGUACGUGUGGCAGCUGUGCGGUGCAUUCGCCUCCACAGAAUACGCGGAUCACACGGGCUGUCAACUUUUCGUGGAAAAUGACGAAGAUCACAGUAGUCAAAACCAAGGCUUAUCCCGACCAGAAGCCUGGCACGAGUGGACUGAGGAAAAGGGUGACAGUCUUUCAAACGAAUGAGCACUAUGCGGAGAACUUCAUUCAAAGCAUUAUCUCUUGCAUCGAACCAGCGGAGCGUCAGCCUGGACUGCUCGUAGUGGGAGGCGAUGGAAGGUUUUUCAUGAAAGAUGCCAUUCAGUUGAUCAUCCAGAUCGCCGCUGCUAAUGGGGUCAGUAAUAAUGCUAUGUUUAUCCACCUGUAGUGCCUAAAACAUGACGGAAACCUAUGCCUCACCCCCAAACAUGCAUACCAUAAGCAGUUAGUCUGGCGUCUUUUGACAGCUCCCAGUGUUGACAGUGACAGCUCCAAUCAGUGGUACAUUGUAGGGCUUCAUCAUUUCUGAAGUUUGGCGGAUAUAUUGUUGCUGAUGCCGAUGAAGAUACGUUAUUAUUCAUUUAUUUUGGAUACAGAUGGCAAUUCUGUCUUAUAACAAAAUAAAAUUGAACAUUUUCUUCUUCUUUAACCUUUAUUUAACUAGGCAAGUCAGUUAAGAACAAAUUCUUAUUUACAAUGACGGCCUAUGGGACUUCCAAUCACAGCCGGUUGUGAUACAGCCUGCAAUCGAACCAGGGGUUCUGGAGUGACGUCUUAAGCACUGAGAUGCAGUGCCUUAGACCGCUGCGCCACUCGGGAGCCCAAAUAGCCAGGGCCUGACUACCGCAUUUGGUGCCCAGGGCCACGCGACCCCAAAUAAUUUUGUAGGAUACAAAAAAAAAGAAAUUAGCUAACUUACAGCAUUUCAACACAUUUUGCCAUGGGGCAGAUAAUUUGUUUUGCUGUUUUAUAGCUCCUCUCAUGCUUUUAUUCACAUUUUGCCAUGAGGCUGAAAUAAUUUAGCAGUUGUAAAGCUAAUUUCCUGCUAUUCUACACAUUUUGCCAUGAGGUUGAGAGAACAUUUUGCAGUUUGAAAGAACAUUUCCUGCAAUUCUACAAAUUCUGCUAUCAUAUGCUAGCUGGAGGCCCCCGACCUCCAGGGGGGCCCAACUCCCUGGAGGUCAGGAGCCCCGUGGCACGUGCCUUGCGUGCCCUUCGGUAAACCGGCCCUGCAUAUACAGUGGGGGAAAAAAGUAUUUAGUCAGCCACCAAUUGUGCAAGUUCUCCCACUUAAAAAGAUGAGAGAGGCCUGUAAUUUUCAUCAUAGGUACACGUCAACUAUGACAGACAAAAUGUGGGGAAAAAAUCCAGAAAAUCACAUUGCAGGAUUUUUUAUGAAUUUAUUUGCAGAUUAGGGUGGAAAAUAAGUAUUUGGUCAAUAACAAAAGUUUCUCAAUACUUUGUUAUAUACCCUUUGUUGGCAAUGACACAGGUCAAACGUUUUCUGUAAGUCUUCACAAGGUUUUCACACACUGUUGCUGGUAUUUUGGCCCAUUUCUCCAUGCAGAUCUCCUCUAGAGCAGUGAUGUUUUGGGGCUGUCGCUGUGCAACACAGACUUUCAACUCCCUCCAAAGAUUUUCUAUGGGGUUGAGAUCUGGAGACUGGCUAGGCCACUCCAGGACCUUGAAAUGCUUCUUACGAAGCCACUCCUUCGUUGCCCGGGCGGUGUGUUUGGGAUCAUUGUCAUGCUGAAAGACCCAGCCACGUUUCAUCUUCAAUGCCCUUGCUGAUGGAAGGAGGUUUUCACUCAAAAUCUCACGAUACAUGACCCGAUUCAUUCUUUCCUUUACACGGAUCAGUCGUCCUGGUCCCUUUGCAGAAAAACAGCCCCAAAGCAUGAUGUUUCCACCCCCAUGCUUCACAGUAGGUAUGGUGUUCUUUGGAUGCAACUCAGCAUUCUUUGUCCUCCAAACACAACGAGUUGAGUUUUUACCAAAAAGUUAUAUUUUGGUUUCAUCUGACCAUAUGACAUUCUCCCAAUCCUCUUCUGGAUCAUCCAAAUGCACUCUAGCAAACUUCAGAGGGGCCUGGACAUGUACUGGCUUAAGCAGGGGGACACAUCUGCACUGCAGGAUUUGAGUCCCUGGCGGCGUAGUGUGUUACUGAUGGUAGGCUUUGUUACUUUGGUCCCAGCUCUCUGCAGGUCAUUCACUAGGUCCCCCCGUGUGGUUCUGGGAUUUUUGCUCACCGUUCUUGUGAUCAUUUUGACCCCACGGGGUGAGAUCUUGCGUGGAGCCCCAGAUCGAGGGAGAUUAUCAGUGGUCUUGUAUGUCUUCCAUUUCCUAAUAAUUGCUCCCACAGUUGAUUUCUUCAAACCAAGCUGCUUACCUAUUGCAGAUUCAGUCUUCCCAGCCUGGUGCAGGUCUACAAUUUUGUUUCUGGUGUUCUUUGACAGCUCUUUGGUCUUGGCCAUAGUGGAGUUUGGAGUGUGACUGUUUGAGGUUGUGGACAGGUGUCUUUUAUACUGAUAACAAGUUCAAACAGGUGCCAUUAAUACAGGUAACGAGUGGAGGACAGAGGAGCCUCUUAAAGAAGAAGUUACAGGUCUGUGAGAGCCAGAAAUCUUGCUUGUUUGUAGGUGACCAAAUACUUAUUUUCCACCAUAAUUUGCAAAUAAAUUCAUUACAAAUCCUACAAUGUGAUUUUCUGAAUUUUUUUUCCUCAAUUUAUCUGUCAUAGUUGACGUGUACCUAUGAUGAAAAUUACAGGCCUCUCUCAUCUUUUUAAGUGGGAGAACUUGCACAAUUGGUGGCUGACUAAAUACUUUUUUCCCCCAGUGUAGCUAGCUAUAUUUGCAUCCUCAACCCUUUAGGCUAUAGCCAAAGGCCAGCAGAUGGCGAUAUUGAGUCGUUUCAUCUUACCGUACAAAGGGAAUGUGUGCAGCUGGCUAUACACUCGUAUCCCCCGUGGCUAGCUAGCACCCAGUGUUCCUCACUAAUGCUUGCAUAACACCUGGCCUCGCCUUCGUUAACAGAACUGCGGGAAAACAGUGCCUGACAGGCGGGGGUGAAGUGCACUGUCUACCGGUGUGCUAGCUAGCUACCUAUCCUGCCUCCCGCCUGCUGUGUACCGCCGGAGUCCUAGCUAGCACAGUGUCCUUCGUUCCCGCCUGCCAAACACCUGCCAUCGUUAACAGAACUGUGGGAAUGCAUUGCCCGACAGGCAGGGGCAAAGAACGCUGUCUACGGUUGUCCUAGCUAGCUACCGUUGUCGCCCCCGCCUCUUCUUCUUCUGUGGGGUUUAUCAGUGGUUGGCAUCCAACGUUAUGGUGCAUUACUUCCAUCUACUUUACUGGAGCGCCCACCCGCCUCCUGUCUGUGUACCGGAGUCCUAGCUUAAAAAUUGACCAAUAGAAGUAUAAAGUGGGGUACCUGCAGAUGCACAGCCGGGUUCUGUUCGUUGCCUCUGCGACUUUAGAGGAAAGGGGGCGUGGUGGUAUGCUGUCACGUAGCUCAGGCACAACAUGAGCACUAGCAACACAAUGUUCAGACAGACCAACGUCAUUAUCACACCAUAUAGCUCCAUUAUGAUCUGUCCCGUAUGAUCCUGCACAAAAUGAACAUCAUGAUCAUCACAACUCUAUACGCAUCUUAUUCAUGAUGUAUAACAUAUUGCUUCUUUAUUUGCGACCUAUGUGAUUGUCACUUAGACAUUGUAUGUAGGCCUAGACCUAUUAGGUAUGUGAAAGGGGAUGUUACCCGGAUGUAGUCACAAAUAGACUGAUUAGAUGCCGCCCCGUAUUGAUAGCAGUAUUGUAAACCGAAUAUCCCACCAACCCCCUAGACCAAGGUUUCCCAAACUCGGUCCUGGGGCCACCCCUGGGUGCACGUUUUGUUUUUUGCCCUAGCACUACACAGCUGAUUCAAAUAAUCAAAGCUUGAUGAUGAGUUAGGUAUUUGAAUCAGCUGUGUAGUGCUAGGGCAAAAACCAAAAGGUGCACCCAGGGGGGGGCCCAGGACCCAGUUUGGGAAACCCUGCCCUAGACAUUGUUUACUUUCCAUACUAUCCCAUGUCACUCAGUUGCUUGUUUAGCUCCCACUUAGCAGCCUGACCUCACCAAUGGCAUAUUGGGUUGAAUCUGUACACUCCUCUUCUAUUUUCAUCCUUACGUGUGUAGACUGGAUAGGUGAAUGUAAUAAAUAGGACUUACAGUUUAAUAUAUGAAACAUAACAUCGGAGAAUGAUAAUCUAUCCAGUGUUCUCUCCAUCCCUCCCUCCCUCUCUCUCCUCUGUCUCAUGCAGAUCGGCCACCUGGUCAUUGGUCAGAAUGGCAUCAUGUCUACCCCCGCUGUGUCCUGUGUGAUCCGCAAGCUCAAAGCCGUGGGAGGAAUCAUCCUCACAGCCAGCCACAACCCCGGUGGCCCUAACGGAGACUUUGGCAUCAAGUACAACAUCGCCUCUGGAGGUGAGAUGGGACGGUAGGGGAAGGAGAGAGAUGAAUUGGAGAGGUAGGAGACAGGAAGGGGAUAAACAGGAAAGGGAGAAGAGAGACUGGAAAUAGAGACAGGAGAGGGAGACAUGGGGAAGAGGAGGGAGACAAGGAAGGGAAAAAAGGGAGAGUCAGGGGAAAGCCAUAUGGGACAGAGGCCAGUCAGGCCCAGGGACGAGACUGGGCUGGAGGGUAACAUUUAAACUUUACUUAGCCUACCGCUGUAACGAAGAUGGAGGAAGUUUCAGGAUAGAAUGAGCAGAGCAAUGCUGUCAUACUUCAAUCAGUCAUUUUAUGACAAAGUUUAGGAUGCCUAGUGAUGGAGUAUGGCUGUUUCCCUGUCUUACAUAACAUUUCUCUAGCCACUUCCUUAUCCUCCUCUCUGUCCACAGGUCCUGCCCCAGAGGGAAUCACAGACAAAAUAUUCCAGAUCAGCAAGAGCCUAACAGAGUACCACAUCUGCCCCGACCUCAAGGUGGACAUCUCCAAGAUCGGCAAGCAGACCUUUAAGGUGGACACAUUCAAGCCCAUGACAGGUACAGUAGAAUGGGCGGGAAGUCCAGUCUCAACUGACUGGGAUGGGUUAGCUUGGAGACCAAUCCUGGGAGAAGCUCACUGGUACAAAUCCUUGGGCAAGGCACUCAAGUUCAGGUGUAUUAUUGCAAUCAGUAAAGUAUUUGUAUAGUGUCUGUCUUCUAGUUUUCUAGUUGUAUGUCUUCUCCUAAGUCUAGAAACAGAAUACAUAAGCAAUAAGGCACGAGGGGGUGUGGUACAUGGCCAAUAUACCACGGCUAAGAGCUGUUCUUAGGCGCAAUGCGGAGUGCCUGGAUACAGCCCUGGUAUAUUGGCCAUUUAUCACAAACCCCAGAUGUGCCUUAUUGCUAUUAUAAACUGGUUACCAACGUAAUUAGAGCAGUAAAAAUAAAUGUUUUGUCAUACACCUGGUAUACGCUCUGAUAUACCACGGUUUUCGGCCAAUCAGCAUUCAGGGCUCGAACCACCCAGUUUAUAAAUACAGUUAGUACAUCUAAUCAAUCCUAAAUGCUGUUUGUCCUCAACAGUGGAGAUUGUGGACUCUGUGGAGUCCUACGCAGAGAUGCUGAGGGGAAUCUUCGACUUCAAUGCCCUGAAAGAGCUUGUGUCUGGAGCCAAUCACAUUAAAGUCCGUCUGGACGCAAUGCACGGAGGUACUCAACAUAUACUGUAGAUCACUAAACCUCUCAGCUGACUGCUGUAUAAUACCACAGGUCCCUCUAUUGACAAUGAUCUGUGUGCUUGUAAUGACUUGUCUAAAUGUUUGUGCUACAGCAUUAGCUACAAGGUAGAGAUGGCGGCAGGUAGCCUAGCGGUUACGAGCGUUGGGCCAGUAAUCGAAUCCCAGAGCCGACUAGGUGAAAAAUCUGUCAAUGUGCCCUUGAGCAAGGCACUUAACCCUAAUUGCUCCUGUAAGUCGCUCUUGAUAAGAGCGUCUGCUAAAUGACUAAAAUGUAAUAAAUUAGAUUCCUGCUCUCAGUACUGUUUGUAUCUUCAGUACUGCGUGACUUAUUGUCCAAUAGUCUGAUCUCUCAACAAUGCUGUUUUCAGUUCAGAUAGAUUCCCAGCAGACACACAAUGUCCUGUACAUCCACACCUCUAUCCAUAAUGAUCUUUACUCCCUUACCCACUUCACAGUGGUUGGACCCUACGUGAAGAAGAUCGUCUGUGAGGAGUUGGGUGCUGCCGCCGACGGUGCCUUCAACUGUGUCCCCAAGGAGGACUUUGGUGGUCACCACCCUGACCCCAAUCUGACCUACGCCUCUGACCUGGUCAACGCCAUGAAGGGAGGAGAGUACGACCUCGGAGCCGCCUUUGAUGGUGACGGUGUAAGUUGACAGUCGGGGGAACCAGUUCCAGAUUUCAGCCUCAUCUCAUCCUUGCAUAGUUGAAGUUCAUGCUCCAGGUCUUGUUCAUCACUCGGCUGAAGGAAGCCUGGAAUCGAGGCUAUUCCUUGCAUGACCCUUGUCCGUAGUACCCGUCCAUGAAUCAGCCCACAAUCCAAACCUCUUUAUAUCUCCUGCAGUCUGUUCAGAUGCUGAUCCCUCCUCUCCUACCCUCUCCUCUCCUCUCCUCUCCUACCCUCUCCUCUCCUACCCUCUCCUCAGGAUCGUAACAUGGUCCUUGGAAAGCAUGGCUUCUUCGUCAACCCCUCUGACUCUGUGGCCGUCAUCGCAGCCAACAUCACUUGCAUCCCCUACUUCCAGAAGACUGGGGUCAAAGGUCUGGCCCGCAGCAUGCCCACCAGCGGCGCUCUGGACAAGUGAGCCUAACAUCCACUCCACUCACAGUCCAUUCCUAGCUUCUUCUUGAUUGUGCCUUUUAAUGUUUAUUUAUGACAUUUAUUUUACUGGGACAGUGCACAUUAAUCAGCAUUUCAGUUUCCUCAUUAAUGUUUAACUGGCGGAGUUAGCAUAAGAGCUCAUUUGAAUGUCCUAUCGCUGUCCCUCAGUGUGGCUAAAGCCUUGAAGAUGAAUCUGUAUGAGACUCCUACUGGUUGGAAGUUCUUUGGCAACCUGAUGGAUGCUGGCAAGCUGUCUCUGUGCGGAGAGGAGAGCUUUGGCACUGGUGAGUUAGGAGGACAGGGAUCUUAUCAUAACCUGAUCAGGGUGAUGGCAGAACUAGAGACAGAGCGGUAGAUACUCACUAAAACAACACACACAUUUGUUUACAUUGUCAGUUGUGUGAUGAGCUUUGUUAUUGCCAGCCUCCAGCCACAUGGCAGGAUUUUUAUUAAGCUUACCAGCCUACAUAGUGAACAUUGCUCUCCUUUUCCAAAGACCAGAAUUUCAGUUAUACAGCAUAAUGUAGCCUUUGUAUGCAGUAUAUCAGCUCUAGUCGUUUGAUAAAGAGAAUCAGUGGUGUUACCAAGACAUUGUGGUGAGAGUGCUUUGUACACCACCACCCUGCUUCCCCUCUCUUCAUUGUUUACUAAAGGCUCUGAUCACAUCCGUGAGAAGGACGGCUUGUGGGCGGUGCUGGCCUGGAUGUCCAUCCUAGCCCACAGGAAGCAGAGUGUGGAGGAGAUCAUGAAAGACCACUGGAACAAAUUUGGCAGGAACUUCUUCACCAGGUUAGUGGUUGAACUCUGUUUCUCUGCUGCCCUCCAGUGGUGCAGUCUGUCUUGCUCAGGGCCACAUUGUGUAGGGCAGGACUUUGUUACUCAUAGAGUAGUAGAGUACUUAUAGAACUAUUGUUAGGUUUUCUUUUAUAUCAAGUUCUUCAAUGAUGGCCUUCAUAAAUGUUCAUUAGGUGAUCCAUUUGAUUUAUUUUAACACCUCAUCUCUUGGAGCAUGCACAUAUUGACAGUUGAGAGCCCCUAUUUAGUCUUCAUAUGAAGACUGUUCCCCCCCCCCCCCCCAUCCUGUCUACACCAGGUCUAACCCCCCACCCUGUCUACACCAGGUCUAACCCUAACCCCCCCAUCCUGUCUACACCAGGUCUAACCCUAACCCCCAUCCCGUCUACACCAGGUCUAACCCCAAUCUCGUCUACACCAGGUCUAACCCUAACCCCCCCAUCCUGUCUACACCAGGUCUAACCCUAACCCCCAUCCCAUAUACACCAGGUCUAACCCUAACCCUGCAUCCCGUCUACACCAGGUCUAACCCUAACCCCCCCACCCCCAUCCUGUCUACACUAGGUCUAACCCCCCACCCUGUCUACACUAGGUCUAACCCUAACCCCCAUCCUGUCUACACCAGGUCUAACCCCCCACCCUGUCUACACUAGGUCUAACCCUAACCCCCAUCCUGUCUACACCAGGUCUAACCCCCCACCCUGUCUACACUAGGUCUAACCCUAACCCCCAUCCUGUCUACACCAGGUCUAACCCCCCCACCCUGUCUACACUAGGUCUAACCCUAACCCCCAUCCUGUCUACACCAGGUCUAACCCCCCACCCUGUCUACACUAGGUCUAACCCUAACCCCCAUCCUGUCUACAUCAGGUCUAACCCUAACCCCCCCACCCCCAUCCUGUCUACACCAGGUCUAACCCUAACCCCCUAUCCUGUCUACACCAGGUCUAACCCCCAUCCUGUCUACACCAGGUCUAACCCUAACCCCCCACCCUGUCUACACUAGGUCUAACCCUAACCCCCAUCCUGUCUACACCAGGUCUAACCCUAACCCCAUCCCGUCUACACCAGGUCUAACCCUAACCCCCAUCCCAUAUACACCAGGUCCAACCCUAACCCCCCAUCCUGUCUACACCAGGUCUAACCCCCAUCCUGUCUACACCAGGUCUAACCCUAACCCCCAUCCUGUCUACACCAGGUCUAACCCUAACCCCCAUCCUGUCUACACCAGGUCUAACCCUAACCCCCAUCCCGUCUACACCAGGUCUAACCCUAACCCCCAUCCCAUAUACACCAGGUCCAACCCUAACCCCCCAUCCUGUCUACACUAGGUCUAACCCUAACUCCCCAUCCUGUCUACACCAGGUCUAACCCUAACCCCCAUCCUGUCUACACCAGGUCUAACCCUAACCCCCAUCCCGUCUACACCAGGUCUAACCCUAACCCCCAUCCCAUAUACACCAGGUCCAACCCUAACCCCCAUCCUGUCUACACCAGGUCUAACCCUAACCCCCAUCCUGUCUACACCAGGUCUAACCCUAACCCCCAUCCUGUCUACACCAGGUCUAACCCUGCAUCCCGUCUACACCAGGUCUAACCCUAACCCCCCAUCCUGUCUACACCAGGUCUAACCCUAACCCCCAUCCUGUCUACACCAGGUCUAACCCUAACCCCCAUCCUGUCUACACCAGGUCUAACCCUAACCCUCAUCCCGUCUACACCAGGUCUAACCCCAAUCCUGUCUACACCAGGUCUAACCCUAACCCCCAUCCCAUCUACACCAGGUCCAACCCUAACCCCCAUCCCAUAUACACCAGGUCUAACCCUAACCCCCCAUCCUGUCUACACCAGGUCUAACCCCCAUCCUGUCUACACCAGGUCUAACCCUAACCCCCCAUCCUGUCUACACCAGGUCUAACCCUAACCCCCCAUCCUGUCUACACCAGGUCUAACCCUAACCCCCCCAUCCUGUCUACACCAGGUCUAACCCUAACCCCCAUCCUGUCUACACCAGGUCUAACCCACAUCCUGUCUACACCAGGUCUAACCCUAACCCCCCAUCCCGUCUACACCAGAUCUAACCCUAACCCCCAUCCUGUCUACACCAGGUCUAACCCUAACCCACAUCCUGUCUACACCAGGUCUAACCCUAACCCCCCCCAUCCCGUCUACACCAGAUCUAACCCUAACCCCCAUCCUGUCUACACCAGGUAUGAUUAUGAAGAGGUGGACUCAGACAAAGCCAACACCAUGGUCAAGGAGCUUGAGGCUAAGAUGUUUGACAAGUCCUUUGUGGGCCAGAAGUUCUCGUCGGGAGAUAAGAGCUAUGAAGUGGCUGUCUCUGACAACUUUGCCUACACCGACCCUGUGGACGGCAGCGUCUCCAAGAACCAGGUGAGAGACGAGACCAAAAAGGCAUCUAGAGAGAGGCAUCCCAGCAUGGGACAUGGGUGUGGUGGAUACAAUUCUGUCAGUAUAUGUUAAUGAUUAAGAGUGAUGUAUAGUUACGACAAUAUUAUUAAUCUAAUGUUGAUAGUUCAUAGAAUGUUGAUAGAUGACCAGCACAUUUCCUGCAAGCGGCACAUAAAGAUCUUAAAAAAUAGAAUUAUUAGUUCUGCUCCAUAUUCCCAGUAUAUUGAGUACCUCCUUAGUAAUAUCUCUCUCUGUGACUCAGGGUCUGAGGAUCAUCUUCUCCGACGGCUCCAGGAUCAUCUUUCGUCUUAGUGGGACAGGCAGUGCCGGGGCGACCGUCAGGCUCUACAUAGACAGCUAUGAGAAGGACCCUGCCAAAAUCUACGGCGACGCACAGGUGAGACCUGGGAGCUGAGGAGCAGCAGGGCUUUUCUCUGAUUGGAUGUGACAGGGUUAUUUUAAAGCCACAGUGGGGGAACCCCUGUACUUGUCAUGAUGAUUCAAUGAGAGAUUAAGUAUUUCUACACACACACCCCACACACACACAAUUCCAAGGUUUGUUACGCUGUCAGAGGGAAUAGCCCCCAAAAGGCUUCUCCUCGACCUGGAAAGGAAGGCAUCGAAUUUAAGCCUGGCAGCCAGAUUGUUUUGGGUCGUCAGGUCCAACAACAGUGCCUUUCAGAACUCUUAGUUGACUUGAAGGAGAAGGAAUGUUUGGCUAAGAGUUGUCAUGGUUGAUAUCAGGCCAUGGGGAAAAAUAAGAUCGAAAAGCACAGGGUUGACACUUCAUAAAGUCAUUCUGAGUCGUCUGGGCAGGAGAGACUGAAUGAUGGAGUGAGAAAGACAAACUGACAGAAUGGGUAAAAACUCCAUGAUAAUCAUUUUAGAUAAAGGGGGCCCUCUAUGGCACUGAUUCAUUUAGGCCCAUUUCUAUUGGUUACAAAUCUAAAAGGAUUGGAUAGGUGAAAGCAAUAGGGUAGCGGCUCAGCUUGGCCUAUUCGAGGGCUAGGUGGAAUUAUUUGUUUAGUCUGUAACUGUAACAUAGAUGUCAGUGGGGUUAUAGGAAGAGGCUAUGACCAAGUGAGACUGGAGUCUAAUGGUGACUGUUUGGCUUCCUCAGGUCAUGCUGAAACCUCUGGUGGAGAUUGCACUGAAGAUCUCUGGGCUCCAUGAGAAGACUGGCCGCACCGGGCCCACUGUGAUAACAUAGACUGCUGGCCCUGCCCCCUACUGUGAUAACAUAGACUGCUGGCCCUGCCCCCUACUGUGAUAACAUAGACUGCUAACCCUGCCCCCUACUGUGAUAACAUAGACUGCUAGCCCUGCCCCCCACUGUGAUCACAGACUGCUAGCCCUGCCCCCCACUGUGAUCAGACUGCUAGCCUUGCCCCCUACUGUGAUCACAUAGACUGCUAGCCCUGCCCCCUACUGUGAUAACAAAGACUGCUAGCCCUGCCCCCCACUGUGAUCACAUAGACUGCUAGCCCUGCCACACCCUUCCAGGUACCUCCGGUUGUCCUAUCAACCGUUCCACUUGUGCCUCUGAAGAACAACCUCACCUGUACCGUAAAGCCAUUCAAACAAAGCCUUGAAAGGUAACACUGCCAUUCCCAAU
Coregonus sp. 'balchen' is the source of this 11603-nucleotide messenger RNA. Lineage: Eukaryota; Metazoa; Chordata; Actinopteri; Salmoniformes; Salmonidae. The record is from the annotation of a GenBank genome assembly.